UGUUGUUCCUCCUCCACACAAUGCAUGGGUCUACAGACUAUGGCCCCUUAUCCAUUUGGCUGUGUUGAAGCAAAAUAUCUAAGUCUAAUUAAUGUGCAUAAUAUUCUUCUUUGUUAGCGUGAAGAAAGAGACUACCAGUUAUCGAGUGACAGCUCUCACUGUUGGCCACUGUUGCUGUAGCAAAAGGGUACCUUCAUCUCAUCAUGAAUUCACUAACAGAAGCAGAUCACCCAGGAUUUUUAUUCUAUCAUCUUGCCAUGGUAGAACACCAGAUCCCAAAGAAAAGAAAGAUGAUCAUAAGAUGGGAGAAGGAAAGCUGAGCUUGUUGAAAUGGAAAAUGUUAAACGACAUUGAGAAGGUAGGGAAGAGGGUGAAGCAGAAUUUGAGUCCACAGCAAAAGCAAAAGGGUGAUUGGAAAGACUUGUUGCUGAUGAGUAUAUCGUUUGCAGUUUAUGUGUACAUAUCCCAGAUGCUAGUUUGUGCCUAUUUUGCUUGGACCUCUAUGCCCAAACCCAUCUGGUAGCUAAGCUAGUUAAUUACUUGUCAUCUUCACUUGCCUUUCAUUUGUAGAAAAAGAUCAUCAUUAUGAUUAUAAGAGAAGAAUAAGAUGUGUGUAUUGGUCAUGUAUACUAUACACGAGUGACAGUAAUAUGUAUUCGUCAAUGGUAAUAGAUGAUGGCUGUUUUAUUAUUUUUACUUUGGUUAUGA
Glycine soja is the source of this 708-nucleotide messenger RNA. RefSeq lists its product as uncharacterized. The coding region runs from base 92 to 523 and encodes 143 amino acids. The record is from RefSeq and is a predicted model, not a curated record. The transcript has 2 exons. Lineage: Eukaryota; Viridiplantae; Streptophyta; Magnoliopsida; Fabales; Fabaceae.